AUGUCAUCUUCCUUGGACGAAGCAAUUCCGAGUCACCAGACCGUCCUUGGAUGUGGUCAACUCUGUUUGGAUUACUUAGUCACAGUGCCGUCUUUCCCAAUUCCCGACCAAAAGAUCCGAGGCACAAGUUUUAAGGUUCAAGGAGGUGGAAAUACUGGGAAUGCUUUAACAUGCGUUGCUCGUUUGGGUUUGCCUUCUAGAAUCUUAGCUAAGGUCGCUGAUGAUUCUCAAGGGAGAUGGAUGGUUGAGGAGCUACAAUCUAGUGGCGUGGAUACUUCCUUUUGUGUGACCGCUAAAGAUGGAGCUUCACAUUUUAACUACGUCAUUGUAGAUAACCAAACGAAUACUCGUACGUGUAUAUUCACUCCAGGAUAUCCUCCUUUGCUCCCAGAUGACCUUACUGAAACUCUCCUUUCAUCUGUGCUUGAUGGAGUAAGAGCUCUAUAUGUUAAUGGAAGGUCUCGUGAAGCCGAAUUGCUUCUUGCCCAAAAGGCACAUAGCAAGAAUAUAUCAAUCUUGAUUAAUGCAGAGAAAAAAAGGGAAGGGCUUAACGAGCUCCUUGACUUAGCUGAUUAUGCCAUUUGCUCUACUAACUUCCCUCAGGAAUGGACAGAGUCACCAUCAUCCCCUAGUGCACUUCUCUCUAUGCUCAUUAGAUUACCAAAGCUAAUAUUUGUAAUCAUGACUUUGGGAGAACACGGUUGUAUGAUGCUCGAGAGAUGUCCCAAUGAGGUUUCAGAAUCAGAAGAAGAGACGGAUAUAGAUGAAUUAUACGAGUCUCUCAAACAAAGCACAGACUUUACUAGUGACUUACCGGUCUGCAAUUCAUCGCUGGUGACUAGACUGGCAGGGGAUGUUACAGGGAGAUUGGUUAUAGUAACAGCUGAGAAAAUACCUUCAUCUGAGCUUUUGGAUACAACCGGUGCCGGAGAUGCGUUUACCGGAGCUGUACUCUAUGGUUUGUGCACGGAAAUGGCUUCGGAUGAAAUGUUGAUAUUUGCAUCUAGAGUCGCGGCUUGCUGCUGCAGAGGUUUAGGUGCUCGAACCACUCUUCCGUUCCGUAAUGAUCCAAACCUUGCAGCUUUCUUUGGGGCAUAG
This is a messenger RNA of Microthlaspi erraticum, 1098 nucleotides long. NCBI's taxonomy places the organism in Eukaryota, Viridiplantae, Streptophyta, Magnoliopsida, Brassicales, Brassicaceae. The record is from the annotation of a GenBank genome assembly.